UAACUCACUGGUCACAGCUCAGGGCUGAGUCUUCAGGGAGUUUCAGAAAGUAAGGCACAAAUGGCUGUGGUGACGGUGGGUGCAAAUGCAAUAAAAAAUCUGAACGUAUGGUCUCCUUUGAACUUCAACUUCAAGCCUUCUGCAAGUCCUAUCCGCAAGACUCUACGAAUCUGUCGCUGUUCUCUGGUGAAUGAGCAACAAGCUUCCUUUACCGAGCAGGAAAAGCAGCUUAUCGACGCACUCAUUGGGAUCCAAGGCCGAGGCAAAUCAGCUUCACCUCGCCAACUCAAUGAUGUAGAGCAAGCUGUUCAAGUUCUGGAAGGCCAAGACGGCGUCAGAGAUCCCACAAGCUCUGAUCUAAUUGAAGGUCGGUGGCAGUUGAUGUUUACGACUAGACCUGGCACAGCAUCCCCAAUUCAGAGAACAUUUGUUGGGGUUGACCUUUUUAGCGUAUUUCAAGAGGUUUAUCUUCGGACAAAUGAUCCACGAGUUUCCAAUAUCGUAAAGUUUUCUGAUUGGAUAGGUGAACUAAAAGUAGAGGCAGCAGCAUCAAUCAAAGAUAGAAAACGAAUCCUCUUUCGGUUUGACAGAGCAGCCUUUUCCUUUAAAUUUUUACCAUUUAAGGUACCGUAUCCAGUCCCAUUUAGACUUCUUGGAGAUGAAGCUAAAGGCUGGUUAGACACUACAUAUUUGUCUCAUUCUGGAAAUCUCCGCAUCUCAAGAGGAAAUAAGGGAACUACAUUUGUGCUUCAGAAGAAGACUGAUCCUAGGCAAACUUUGCUGGCAGCUAUUUCCACAGGAACGGGAGUUACAGAGGCUAUUGAUGAGUUUCUCUCCUUAAGCAAGAGUGUGGCUAAAGAUGAACCAGUCCUCUUAGAGGGCGAAUGGCAAAUGAUAUGGAGCUCACAGGUAGAAACAGAUAGUUGGCUAGAAAAUGCCAGCAAUGGUCUUAUGGGCAGUCAAAUUGUCAAGAAUGGACAGAUGAAGUUUCUAGUCAACAUCUUACCUGGGAUCUGUUUCUCCAUGAUUGGCAAUUUUGUCAAAUCUGGCACAAAGACAUAUGAUGUUACCAUGGACGAUGCAGCCCUGAUUGGUGGUCCAUUUGGGUACCCUUUGGAGAUGGAGACCAAGAUUAAUAUGGAGCUCUUAUAUAAUGAUGACAAGAUCAGGAUUUCCAAGGGGUACAAUAAUAUUUUAUUUGUCCACCUUAGGACAUCAGAUGGAUCAAAAUAGAUAAAGAACAACAGAGAUUUGGAUCACCCCCUUGGUGGGUGAUUUUCAGGCCUUAAUCCGUGGAAGAUGGGUCGAGGAAACUUGUUGUAAUUAUCAGGAAGGGAAUCGAUGUGCAUAGCAGUUGACAAAUAUGACUCAGGGUAUAGAUAUGGAAGAUCCACCACAGAGUAUCUCAUCUUUAUUACAAGCUGAUGCUUGUGGGGGAGGUGUCAUUAGAAAUUACUUUCAUGUUAUUUUGUUCUAAUCUACGUACC
Messenger RNA from Hibiscus syriacus, 1487 nucleotides. Its product is annotated as probable plastid-lipid-associated protein 12, chloroplastic. The coding region runs from base 61 to 1233 and encodes 390 amino acids. The record is from RefSeq and is a predicted model, not a curated record. NCBI's taxonomy places the organism in Eukaryota, Viridiplantae, Streptophyta, Magnoliopsida, Malvales, Malvaceae. The transcript is spliced from 11 exons.